CACAGCUAAACAGAAGCGUUUCGCUAGUCGAACGAUCUGAACGAAAAAUACCAAAUAUAUACGAAAAAGGAACUAUAUACCAACACAAACAUACCAAAAAUGUCUGCUGCAAAUAAAGUGAAUUACUUGGUCGGCGCUACGUCGCGUUACAUUGCCGGACGCCACGCCGUGCAGACGGUCUACUGGCGCACCUCCUCCGGACCCGAUUCCCGCAUGCUGAAGACGAAGAAGACCUGCGAGUUCGAUCGCAGCUCCAAGGCGCCGCAAAGCGUGCGAAUGCAGCGAUACAAUCGCAGCUUCAUCAACAAGGAAUAGCAAAACCCGCCACGAACAAAACUUAUAUAGUUCCUACAUUGUAUAUAUAUUUCGAUUAAGGUAUAUUUAUUCAACAACAAAAAAGAAAAGAAAAAAAAAGCAAGAACACAAAUGAAAUAAACUUAGAAUUAAGCUGAAAAACUAAAUAGUCAUUCGCUUACGUUAUUUGAGAACUGCUGAUAGGAUUGCUUAUAUGCGUCAUCGAGGCGAGACUUUGAGCAUGGGUUCAAAGCAUGUCGAGCGAAUGGCAUGAUUGGAGGAGCUGUGUCAACGCCUCUGGCACAGUUAGAUAGCGUGUGAGUGGGCCAGAGUGUAGAGCGCAACUGUACUUUUUUUUUUAGAGUACCGAGAAAUUGCCUUUGUAGUACCUGAACUGCUUAUAUGGAGCUGUUGUUGAAGAUUGAGGUGAGUGCUAUUCAGCUUUGACAAUAUAUUACUGAGUCUAUCGUAGUACUCUAUGUAGUCUAUAUAUUAUAUCAGGAAUAUAUGUGCUAUAUACUGACUUGAAGUAUCUGAUAUAUUCUCGUUGAACUCUAUCUACACAGCUAUAACGAAGCUCUACUCGUUCCGGAUAAGUACACAAACCUCUCCGAUCUCCGAACCCACAAUCGAGCGAGAGUCAGACAAUAAAAAUUGAGUUACAAACUUUUUUUGUUUUUGUUUUGUAUGUCAGCAAAAAUGUUCAAAUAUAUAUAAUUGUAUAUAUAUAUGUAUA
Molecule: messenger RNA, 1030 nt
Organism: Drosophila mojavensis
Lineage: Eukaryota; Metazoa; Arthropoda; Insecta; Diptera; Drosophilidae
Exons: 2
Coding region: 100-315 (71 amino acids)
Source: RefSeq, a predicted model, not a curated record